Trichoplax adhaerens is the source of this 2298-nucleotide messenger RNA. RefSeq lists its product as uncharacterized. Lineage: Eukaryota; Metazoa; Placozoa; Uniplacotomia; Trichoplacea; Trichoplacidae. The coding region runs from base 1 to 2298 and encodes 765 amino acids. Gene Ontology annotation, molecular function: G protein-coupled receptor activity. The transcript is spliced from 17 exons. The record is from RefSeq and is a predicted model, not a curated record. Gene Ontology annotation, biological process: cell surface receptor signaling pathway; adenylate cyclase-activating G protein-coupled receptor signaling pathway. Gene Ontology annotation, cellular component: membrane.
AUGCAAUUUGAAAGAUCAUCAACUGUGUGUAGCAUAUCGCGCACAUUCUACUUUAUAGCCAUCUGCUUGGGGACUAUAACAUUUGCAAGUUAUAAUCCAUUGGUAUUAACGUGUACUAACGAAUUACAAGUUCCAUUGCCAUCUGCUUCAACCUACUUUAUUCCUCAUGAUAAAUAUUAUCCCCAAAGUGAAUAUUAUAAUAACCAUCUUUUCUAUAACCUAAAACCAUUUUUGCAAAAUCAAUCGCUUGAUGGCAAAGCCUUGGCAGCUAUGAUUCAUUAUAAGAUAAAAUCCGACUGUGGAUUUCAAUGCCAAAGUAGCAUACCCGUACAACAAUCUUAUGGGAUAGCGUUAAAGAACGCUACUGCAAAUACACGUGAGCAACUUUGGAUAUUGCAAACCCAGUUUUUUUCAGGAACUUUAAGUAUAGAUCAAACACUAAAGCAGUUAGCCUUCAUGGCAUCGAGUGGAACUAUACGGCCAGUUCCUAAAGACUUGAUUAUAAUUUAUGCCUUAUUGGUAAAGAUGUCAAAAAAUGGUGACUGCAGUAGUAUGUCAACAUCCUCCAUUAAGAAUCUAUUUUCAAUUUUGGAUCAUUUGUUAAAAAGGGAAUUAAAAUCUAAUUGGGAUAUUAUACAGAAACUAAAGGUUGUAAACAAUACUAAGAUAGAAAUCAAACGUAGCUAUUUAGUCUAUGCCUACUUCAAACACGGUCAGCCUGAUAAAUUAUUGUUUUCCGCUCGCUAUUUUACAUUGGAUUAUCUGAUAGCAGCAAAGAGAAAUAACUUUGGGAGGCGUUUGCAAAGUGACUUCUUAUCCAAAAUGGAAAAGGAUAUCAUUUCUAACGUAAUAUCCGCAAGUUUUAAAGCUAGAUCUAUCUAUCCAUUGAAAUCAAACGCAACUAUCACUUUCAAACACAAGCUACUUUGGAAGGCAAACAACCUACAAAAUGCGUACACAACGCAGUGUGUUUACUGGGAUUAUAAAAUCAAGGAUGGUUGGUCAGAUACUGGAUGUACUAUAAAGUCAACUAAUCAUACUCAUACUAUUUGUGUGUGUAACCACUUAACAGAUUUUGCCUUAGCUUCUGUUACUGUAUCGCAAUUUACGCCAUCUUUAACUCGAGUAAUAGCGAAUCAAGGGUUGAUUAUGGCCAGAAUUAAACAUCCAUCGCAAAAAUUAAUUGCAUCAACUCCAACAAUAGCAUACCGUCGACCACGGCAUGUCGAAACUACACCACCUAAGAUCAACAUAACGGAACCAGUUAAUCUACAAUUCACUUACAUGUCUCAUGGUAUAGCAUUAGUUUGUACCGCACUAACUGCUGGAACAUAUUAUGUGUUGUUAAGACCCUUUCCUAAAUUGCUACUAUCUAUCUACAACUAUAUCACUACCUCUGGUUGCAAUAACUGCUAUAAACAGACUGGGUGUUCAGCAGUAGCGUCUUUAACCUAUUUCUUCAUCAUGGCUACUUGUACUUGGACAUCUAUCGAAAUCAACAUUUCCAUAACUACAAAAUUGGGUCGUUUUAAACAAUACAAAAUUUCCCGCUAUUUUAUUUAUGGAUAUGGUACGCCACUCGUAUUGACGAUUAUUAUCAUUGCAACGCUGUACCCGAAUAUCGUCUUGCCGCCAUUUUGCUGGAUAAGCCCUAGGAAUAUUGAAUACAUCAUGAUAAUCCCUGUGUCCAUCUUAUCGGCGGUUAGCCUCAUACUCCUAUAUACUUACUACAGCGCCUAUCAAAAAUUAAGUCUAGAAGAACGGGAAAUACUAAAGAAAGAAAAAUUCAACUACUUUUUAAAUCCAUUUGUUAUACCACUGAUUGAUUUAACUAUUAUAAAAACUAGAACAACGAUAAUAGUUGACUGCUUUCUAGUCAUUCUGAUCGGAUGUGGUUGGCUAACGCGUGCAGCUGCAUUCAGCCAUCCAUCCCAGCAAAUUGAUGUACCUAAUGAUGUGCUCAUGAUAGCUUACGGAGUUAUCAUAAUAUGUUGGAAUUGCCUAUACAGGCGACAGAGUAGUAACCUUUACAUAGGAGCACCUUCCGAAGAUAGUAAUUCAAAUGAUGGGAUUCAUAAUAUAGAGAUGGAAGUCCAAACUGAUCAAGUGGGGCAACCAUCACCGCAGACUGUGUCUUAUGCUUGGUCACAUAGCCACGAAAGUAAUGCUCAUGGUUUCUCUGAUGUAGUGGACAAGAAUAGUGAAAUCCUAGACAACCAAUAUCACCCAAAAUCUGUGUCGAGUACGAUGAGUGGAAAUCAACGAGAUGCCGGCGUAAACACGAUGAUCUAUGAGUAA